UCGCUCACUUUUUGUUUGUCAACAUGGUUAUUUCACGCCGGAUUAUACCGCAAUUUCUAAUCAUAAUACGUAUUUAAUAUGGAUGAGGAUGAAGAUAUGGAUAGUUGCAGUAGCAGUGAUGAAGAGAGUGAUUUACAAAGUAUAGAAUUAAUAAAUUCAAUCCUAGAAAAGGAUCGAGCAUCAACAUGCGAUACUUCCUCGCAAUGCUCAGGAUCGUCCACGCGCACAACGUCCCUAGGUUCAGCCUCCAAUGUCUCACGAAUAGAAAUAGCUUUGGCCUUAAACAGAUUGCACGAAGAAAAACUGAAACGUUUGGAGAACAUCCUUGUUGAGCGUUUGCACUCGUGUCGGGAGAAGCUGAGCGAAGUCCAGGGUCUGGUGGCGCCCGCGGAAGGCAGACACAAUAAUGGCAGGAGUGGAGAACAGAUCGUCAUCAUCCACUGCGGGAGACCGUACUUCAAAGACCAAAACUUCUUCCCGGCACCUGAAAACAGCGAUACUAUCCUCAUGAGGAAGUCGUCCAUAUUUGAUGUGGCCCAUGCUUCCUCAGUCCCAGGUUGGACAGUAAAAGAUAAAAGAAACUUCAUAGCGGAACUGCUGAAUCAAACAAAAAUCAUGAAAAAGAAAGAACUCCAUUCUCUCAUAGCCAAACACAAUAGGGAGCUGGCUGCAGGAACGGUAUCAAAAAAAGCAAUCAAAGCUCAUGAAGCUAAAAUGAAAGAAGCCCAUAAAGUAAUUGAGAACAUUGAUAAGAAAACCCUGGCUGAGAUAGCACUUCCUAUAAACGAGGAGUAUGAUUGGGAGUUGAUUUCCGCCAACAUUGGAGGCCGGCACACUCCGCAGGAGUACAAGGCGCUGUGGAAACUAUUCCUGCACCCCUCCAUCAACAAAAGCAGCUGGAGCAAGACUGAACACCUCAAACUGAAGAAAAUAGCCGCAGCUCACAACCUACAGAGCUGGGAUGCUAUUGCUAAGGAACUCAAUACCGGCAGAUCUGGCUACCAGUGCUUCGUGUACUACAAGACUAACAUGAAUGACAGUUCAGUCGGCAAGAAGUGGACUCCUGAUGAAGAGGAGUACCUACAAAGACUGGUAGACUAUUAUAGACUAGAUAAUUACAUACCAUGGUCUAAAAUAGCACCAAAAAUGCCAAACAGAACCAAAUUGCAGAUUUAUAACAAAUACAUGAGAACUCACGAGAAAAGAGGAAGGUUUCUACCUGAAGAGGACUCUGUACUGCUGACAUGUGUAGAUAAAUAUGGACUCGACUUCAAAAAGAUCUCUCAUUUUGUGAAUGGCCGCACCAUGCAGCAGCUCAGAAAUAGAUACUUUAUUCUGCAGAAAUGCAACAGAAUGACAGCAGUCUGGACUAUAGAGGAAGAUAAGAAACUCCUGCAGUUUAUGGGUAACAAAGAAUCUGGACUCAACUAUGCUGAAUUAGUUAAACAUUUUCCUGGAAAAGAUCGAACAAAUAUACGGUCCCGGUACAUGACACUAGUUAAAUGGAUGGAGACAAAUCCUAAAAAGGAUAUUGCUAAUGCUCCACGUAGAGGAGCAAGAAGGCUAGCCCACGGAAAAGCUGCUCCAGACUUGUCCCAUGCAAUCAAAAAGCUCAAGAUGCGUAUGGAGACAGAGUUCCAGUCAAGUUGCAAAGGUAAAAGAGUCACUGAGAAAUCCUCAGAAGAAGCUAUUGAAGAUGCUAUAGUAUUGGCCUUAGUAAACGAAAACUACCAAGCACAAGAACAUCAACCAGAGUGUGCUGUUGUAGAGGCACCGUCCAAUAAUCUUAAUUCUACAAACUUGAAAAAAAUUCUGCUGCUUCUUAAUGCUAGACUUGACAAAGAGGCAUUUAUGAAGCAGCCCAAUUUAGUAAAGAAAUAUCCAGCUCUAUUGGAUUCGGAAAAGGAGGUGUCCCUGAUGAAAGUUCGUUCAUAUUCCAAGGACAUAACCACCUCACCUAAUGUAGUACAGGAGGAGCCCAGCACGCCUGACAUUUGGGGAACGGUAACAAGAGACCAAGGACAUUAUGUCCUGCCACCCAAUUUACCGACCAUACUUGGUUGCAAACGUCUUAUGGCGUACGUGAAUGAUAACUUGAUAGAAGGAAAAGGUGAGAAGAGGGUUCCACUGUACAGAAAUCCAUUCAUCAAGGAUCAGUGGCAGAUAUUUGUGGAUCGGUUCCAGGCUGUGUUUAUGUGGCCAAUGCUGCUAAGCAAUCAGCAUCCUCAGUUUUCAGAUUCAAAUCGCCAAACUUUAAGUUCUGUUUACAAACCUAGUAUGAAUUACUGUGAUGAUGGAGGGAUCUCAUCAUCAGAAAGUAGAAGGAAAAAAAGAAAGGAAAAUAAAAAAUAAAUACUUGGCAAAGGCCAUGUUCAGUUGUACCAUGUAACUAAAUGAUUAUGUAAUUCAAUUAAUAAUUAAACAUUGUUACUUACA
Molecule: messenger RNA, 2436 nt
Organism: Plutella xylostella (diamondback moth)
Lineage: Eukaryota; Metazoa; Arthropoda; Insecta; Lepidoptera; Plutellidae
Gene: Pbp95
Product: proximal sequence element A Pbp95
Biological process (GO): snRNA transcription by RNA polymerase III; snRNA transcription by RNA polymerase II
Cellular component (GO): snRNA-activating protein complex
Molecular function (GO): RNA polymerase II cis-regulatory region sequence-specific DNA binding; RNA polymerase III type 3 promoter sequence-specific DNA binding
Source: RefSeq, a predicted model, not a curated record